UCUUCGAAAUACGAGCGAUUGGAACGUUGCAUUUCUUCGAAAUACAAGUGAAUGUGCUGCUAAUUUUCAUUGCCAGCUUACGGUUCCUGUGGAUGUCAUUGACUCUUUUAAGUGCCGAGCGGCCAUUCAGAAACUGAGCAACUGACGCCUAACUGCCAGUAUAUGUACUGCACGGCUCGUGCAGAGGCAGUUGAAAGGCGUCGCGAGGAGCUAAUCAGUUUUACCCGAAGUUGUCCUGCGCAGGCGCAGAACCCAUUUUAUGAAUGUCGAGGCCUCACUACCAGAUCACCUGUUACAGGGACACUUGCGUAGAUGAUGGGGUGUGUUUUUAUAUCUUUCCUCCAACCAAGACGAUGGGAAAACAUCUUAACCAACUAAGAGUGGGAACAGAUUUGUAGGGCUACUUACAGUAGUAUGCUUCUUUUUAACCAUGGAGAGGCAUCCACAGUUGAAAACUUAACACGACAAGGGGAACAAGAGAGAACUUACCAAGUUUCAGUUCUCAAAACUGAAUUUGACUCAGCAGAGAUCACAUGCCUCUUCUUCACAGCAAAAAUGUUAUGACAUGAACAGAGUUGAGAAAAAGACCUUAAUCCUAUUGUUCUACAAACCUAUGAAUACAGAAUCAACCCCUUCAGUGCUAAGUUUCAAGAAGUUCAGUGAAAUAGAAUAGAAACAAUAUUUUUCUGAUUGUUUGGAGUGGAAUAGAUCUGCACAAGAAGAAAGUGAAACUAAGUGUGAGGAGGGAGGGGCAAGCAGACAAGCAGUACAAAAUGAAAGUGAAACUUUCUGAGCACAAUACUGCAUAGCCACAGACAGACAAGUCUUUGGAUCUUUUUGUGUGUAUGACCUGAGGUUUAUCACAUUCUUUCCUUGGAGGAAAAAACCUAUAAUGGCAGCAGGCCGUAAAAGAGACCCAGUUUGGCAAUAUUUUAAUGAAGUUCCUUUACCUAUCGGUAAGGCAGGCAUGCGUGCAAAAUGCAAACACUGCAACAAAGAAAUGCAAGGCCUGGUGGCCCGAAUGAGGCAACAUCAUGAGAAGUGCUGUGAUGAAGAUGACCAAAGAAACACAUUUGAACAGGCAGGAUCUUCAGGGGAAUUCAUGGAUUCUGGAAACUAUCCACCUUCAAGAUCACCAUCCUCCUGUUCUACAGUUUCAGAGUUAUCCAUCCAGGAUAGUGCUUCAUUAGCAUCAUCAUCAGACACCCACAGCCACAUAUCACUAUUACCUAAAAGAAAGAAAAAAUCCUUCCCUCCUGGAACCACCAUAGAUAAGUUUGUGGUAAAAACUAGCAGAUUAGAAAAAGUGUUAAUUGAUGAAAAAAUUGCCCAGUUUGUUUAUGCAACGAACUCUUCUUUCCAUCUGACUGAGAACCCACAUUUCAUUAAUAUGGUUCAGUCACUGAGACCAGGAUACAGUCCACCCAGCAGAGCAGAUGUUGCAGGGAAACUGCUGGAUAAAGUGUAUGACAGAGAAAUGGAGCAAUGUGCUACAGCUCUGGAGGGUAGAAUUGUUAACCUAGGUAUUGAUGGGUGGAGUAAUGUCCACAAUGAUCCUAUUGUAUGUGCUUGUAUAACAACAGAAGGGAAAGUCUUCCUUGCACAAACAAUUGAUACGUCAGGAAAUGCACACACAGCAGAAUACUUACAAGAAGUGGCAGUAAAAGCUAUAACAACAUGUGAACAAAAAUUCAAAUGUCUAGUACGCAGUUUGGUCACAGACAAUGCUGCAAAUGUAUCCAAGAUGAGAAGAAAUUUAGAAGAGCAGGAAGGGAAUACAAAGCUAAUAACAUAUGGUUGCAGUGCUCAUUUGCUGCACCUCUUAGCCAAAGCCUUAAGUGUUCCAGAAAUAAAGACUAAUGUUGUUGAAAUUGCUAAAUACUUCCGUAACAAUCACUUUGCUGCAGCAGCUCUGAAAAGGAUGGGUGGAACCAAGCUAACACUCCCACAAGAUGUUAGAUGGAACUCUGUGGUUGACUGUUUUGAGCAGUAUAUCAAGAACUGGCCUAUUCUGAUGACAGUUUGUGAACAAAAUCGAGAUAAAAUAGAUGGCACUGUCACAGCCAAAAUCCUCAACAUUGGGCUUAAGAGAAAUGUUGAACAUAUGCUGAGCAUCCUGAAACCCAUCUCUGAAUCUUUAAACAAAAUACAGAAAAAUAGCUGUUUUAUUGCUGAUGCUGUUGAAAUUUGGAAGGAACUGAGUGAACACUUAAAAACAGAACUACACAUGGACAGAAUUAAAUUACAAGCAUUAAAAAAACGAAUGGGACAAGUACUGUCUCCAGCUCAUUUUUUGGCAAAUAUUGUCAAUAUCCAGUACCAGGGUCAAAACUUAAGUGCUGAGGAAGAGGAGUUAGCUAUGACAUGGGUAUCCAGCAAUCAUCCAUCUGUAAUGCCAACUAUAAUAAACUUCAAAGCUAAGGGGGAACCAUUCAAGAAAUAUAUGUUUGCUGAAGAUAUUUUAAAGAAAGUCACACCAGUGAACUGGUGGAAGUCACUUAAGCACUUGGAUUUAGAGACUGUUCAAGUAAUGAUUUCACUUUUAACAGCAGUAGCUUCUUCUGCAGGCGUUGAAAGAAUAUUCUCUUCCUUUGGAUUCAUUCAUUCUAAAUUGAGAAAUCAUUUGGGACCCGAUAAAGCAGGAAAGCUUGUUUUUCUUUUCCAGAUUAUGAACAAAGAAGAAGAUGAAGAUGACGAAUGAGCUACAGAGGACAGUAUAUAAGUUUUUCAUGUGUAGGCUGGGCUGACAGUCUAAGUUUCUUAAAAUAUAUAUAUUUUGUUUAGCCAAAUUAGUUAACAAACAUGGAUGUUUGUUUAAGCAAAUAACAUAUGCUGUAAUGUUAUUGUUUCAGUUGAAUAAAUCUAUUUAAAUUGUUA
This is a messenger RNA of Hemicordylus capensis (graceful crag lizard), 2877 nucleotides long. RefSeq lists its product as uncharacterized. Bases 893 to 2701 code for a protein of 602 amino acids. The record is from RefSeq and is a predicted model, not a curated record. The transcript is spliced from 6 exons. Gene Ontology annotation, molecular function: protein dimerization activity; DNA binding. Lineage: Eukaryota; Metazoa; Chordata; Lepidosauria; Squamata; Cordylidae.